Messenger RNA from Drosophila eugracilis, 3995 nucleotides. RefSeq lists its product as uncharacterized. The transcript is spliced from 3 exons. The record is from RefSeq and is a predicted model, not a curated record. Gene Ontology annotation, biological process: regulation of transcription by RNA polymerase II. Gene Ontology annotation, molecular function: transcription cis-regulatory region binding; DNA-binding transcription factor activity, RNA polymerase II-specific. Bases 363 to 2543 code for a protein of 726 amino acids. NCBI's taxonomy places the organism in Eukaryota, Metazoa, Arthropoda, Insecta, Diptera, Drosophilidae.
AAACGCCGUCGAUUCAAAUUUUUUUUGGACUUCGCGGCGUUUGGUAGUUUUCUCGGUCCGAAAAAUUUACCAGCCAAAAUAACAGAUUUCGACCGUGGCGGGUUAAUUUCUAGCGCUGAUAACUGGGAUAAUUCGAGAGCCAUGUACGGUGUUUUCCUUGGCUGGAUAUAGAAAAAUUCAAAAAGUGCACAUAAAUAAAGGAACAACGGUGUUUCCUUGCUCUUGUUUUACUUUGUUUCGCUAUUUGUGAAAAAUAACCGUUCAACGGUUUCUAGAAUUAAAGCAGAUUUCGGCGAAAUCAUCGUUUAGGCGAAUCAUCGAUCAAAACAAAGUGCAUGCUAAAAACAAAAUAAAAUUUAACCAUGUUCGAACUUGAGGAUUAUUCCAGCGGUAUACACGAGGGUUUCUUCAGCAAAUAUGCGGAUGCUGCUGGACCCUCGCUGGACUUCUAUGUAUCCGACUCGAUGCAGGAGAUGCUAAACGUGGACAUUCGCGCCGAGAUUGCCAAUGUAGUGGGCAGUUCCAGCAGCGACUUCACCUCGUCCCUGGACCAAACCCUGGAGGCUAUAUCCGCUAUUAACAAUCAGAGCAGUGCAAACACCAGCCAGACAGCUUCCUACAAUGCAAAUGCUAAUUUCCUGACCAGCAGCGCACUCCAUGCCUCGCCCACUGCCAAAUGGAUGGGCUCGUCGGCCAGUUUUUGGUCCAACAGCGAUUACUAUGCAGAUCUGGGAGCUUGUGUAAACCCCAUUUCCGUGAUGCCACUCAUUAAUUCAUCUUCCGGAUCCGGAAUGUUCUCGCCGAAGAGAAACAAGACAGUUACAUCCACUCAGGGAAGAUCGGGAGCAGUGCCGUCGUCGCCCAACGCUGACAGGGAUCAACACAAGUCCCAUCUGACCUUCUCGCCAGCCCAGAUGAAGGUCAGUGCAGGUUCAAUGAGAAGGGAGCAGGUUAUGGCCCACAUUCCAAAGCAAAUAUCCGUGGUAACGGGAACGGGAACCACAGCGCCCGCCACAAUGGCCACAAAUUCAGUACUUCAACGGCGUAAUUCCUCGGCCGUAGAUGCAGUUCGCAAGGAUUUGGUAACAGAGCUGCGCAAAGCCCAAUCUAGUCCCGUGCCGAACUGCGUGGAGGAGCUGGGCAAGGGCAAGGGAUCCACACUGCUCAGUGCUGGAGUUGGAGCCACCAAUACCAUUAAACUGGCACCUGGCAUCGGUGGUCUGACCUUUGCCAACAGUGCUGCCUACCAGAAACUGAAGCAAACCUCUUCCGCUAAGUCACCCGGAGGAAUGUCGCCAGGAGCGGGAGCAAAUACGGGCCUCAAGCGGGAGGACUCAAACAAGCGAGGACUGCAGGUCAGCACCACACCAAAGAGCAUCGCUUCGGCGGCAAACUCGCCGCAUCAUCAAAUGCAGAGCAACUACAGCCUUGGAUCACCAUCGUCCCUGUCCUCAUCAUCGGCAUCUUCCCCCCUCGGCAAUGUUAGCAACCUGGUCAACAUAGCGAAUAAUAAUACCAAUGGAGGUGGGGCAGGUUUGGUAAAACCACUACAGCAAAAGGUUAAGCUGCCAGCAGUGGGCAGUCCGUUCCCGAAGCCAGCCUACUCCUACUCCUGCCUCAUCGCUUUGGCCCUCAAGAAUUCCCGUGCAGGAUCACUGCCAGUUUCGGAAAUUUACAGUUUUCUUUGCCAGCAUUUCCCGUACUUUGAGAAUGCUCCCAGCGGCUGGAAGAACAGUGUGCGACACAAUCUUUCUCUGAACAAAUGCUUCGAGAAGAUCGAAAGGCCAGCUACGAAUGGUAACCAGCGGAAGGGCUGUCGUUGGGCCAUGAACCCCGAGCGCAUAAACAAGAUGGAUGAGGAGGUGCAGAAAUGGUCACGUAAAGAUCCGGCUGCCAUUCGUGGAGCCAUGGUCUACCCUCAGCAUUUAGAGUCCCUGGAGAGGGGAGAGAUGAAGCACGGAUCGGCGGAUUCCGAUGUGGAGCUGGACUCGCAGUCGGAGAUUGAGGAGUCCUCGGAUCUCGAGGAGCACGAAUUCGAAGACACCAUGGUAGAUGCUAUGCUGGUGGAGGAGGACGAUGAAGCCGAGGAAGAGGAUGACGAUGAUGAUCACCUACUCAGUGAGUUUGAAGGCGAUGAUGAUCGUCAUUCCCAUACCAACGGAAACCAGUCGAACAACCUGCCCAUCGACCAUGCACUUCUCGCCCAGAAAAGCAAUGACUUUGAUAUAGAGGUUGGUGAUCUGUAUGAUGCGAUCGACAUAGAAGACGACAAGGAUGCAGUUCGUCGAACUAUCUCUAAGGUCCAGACGCAGCACAUCAUCGAGUUGAAUCCAGCCGAUCUGAAUGCCACCGAUGGCUACCUCCUACACCAGCAGCCGCCAUCAAAACGGGCUCGCGUGGAUAUUAACUAUGCGAUUGGCCCGGCUGGAGAGCUAGAGCAGCAGUAUGGGCAGAAAGUGAAGGUGCAGCAGGUCGCACAGCCACAGCUGAAUCCGCCCACCUACAACCGGCGCAAGAUGCCGCUGGUCAAUCGCGUCAUCUAGAGCGGGCACAGCCCUCUUUUCCCCAAAAACCCAUAUUACAUUAAUCACUUAGUGCUAGGUCAUUGAUAUUUAAGAAACCCUUGCUACGCUUAAACGUAUUACCUAAGCCCCAUCCCAUCAUCCAAUAUCCAAUAUCGAAUAUCAGUUUUCAGUUAUCAGUUUUCGGUUUCGUGUGCAGAACCCAAAAUGUUAUUCAAUCUACCCUUCCCCAUUAUUUGUAUUUUAGUAUGGCUGCCGUUUGAUUUUAAAUCUCGAUUCGAUCAUUAGCCAUCUGAAAGAAAAGGAGAGAGAGGAGCCUUCGGCCUCUUUAUAUUUUUGCUUAAUUUGAAUCUUUUCUAUAGUCGCUUCUCGAAUAAAUCUAUAUAUUUAUUGUUAUAUAAAAAAACAACCGAAAUUUUGCUCCACUUGACUAUAAUUUGAGUCCGUUUCGCCUGACGCUUGAGCAGAAGAGCUCAACAAGAAGAUCCAUUGACGAUGCAUGAGCGAGCAUGUUAAUAUUUUUCCCAGACUUUUUCAGUCUGUAGUUAUUGAUUUGAUCUCCUACUGACAAAUGAAAUGUAAAUUUUAAAUUGAUAAGAAACUUGACAAUGCAUUUUAAUUGACAUUUAAUGUGCAACACAUCGAUUAUUUUGACAACGAAAUUUUAUAUUUCAUAAAAUUGAAUUAACAAUUCGCAUUUGCAUUUGCGAAUAUUUUCAGCAACUUAAGUUUAAGAAAGUUGAAAGAGAAAGUUGAUCACACACAUACUUGCCGGUCCAGUAUUCGUAUGCGAGGUAUUUUGCGGAUUUUUAUAGAACUUUUUUAUAUGAUUAUACUAUAUACAUAUAUGUAUAUAUAAUAUAGAAGGCAAACCUACAAUUAUUGUCGGAAAGUUCAGUCAAUUAAUAAUAUGGUUAUUUUGUAAGGCGGUUCGGUAUGUAAAUAGUUUACACGCAGAAAAGAAAAAAACUUGUAUACUAUGUGCUUAGCUGUAAGUGAAAUGUAUGUACAUUUAUUUUGUAAGCCAAAACCCGAAUUCCAAAUGAAACGACAAGAUCCGAAAACCAAUAAGACUUGAAAGAAGAGCGUAACCCGUCAAAUGAACAUGAACACAAGCCUCAGAAGUAAAUAGUACAAAGAGCUAACUAAGUUACGGGCCAGUAAAACAAAGCAUUUAACAAAGCCAACCAAUAAUGGUUGGCCCAUGGAAAUAAAACAUUUUCUUUUUGUUAUUAUCCUUUUCUCACUUUUCAACAAUUCCAUUUUUAAAUCAGCAACAUUCAUGCAUUUAUUGUUGUAAUAUUAGCACCUAAAAAUAGCAUUACAAAAUAAUAUUGUAUCCAUAAGUAAAACUAUGUAAAUCAUUAAGCUAAGGAUGAAACAAUUUUUGUAUAGAGUUGUUAGAAAAUCAAUUGACAAAACAAAUUGAAACCAAAAAAAAAAAUAUUAAAAUAAAAUUUAACUAAAAAUCUA